Andrographis paniculata is the source of this 1530-nucleotide messenger RNA. RefSeq names its product gibberellin 20 oxidase 1-D-like. The coding region runs from base 217 to 1317 and encodes 366 amino acids. The transcript is spliced from 3 exons. NCBI's taxonomy places the organism in Eukaryota, Viridiplantae, Streptophyta, Magnoliopsida, Lamiales, Acanthaceae. The record is from RefSeq and is a predicted model, not a curated record. Gene Ontology annotation, molecular function: gibberellin 20-oxidase activity. Gene Ontology annotation, biological process: response to light stimulus; unidimensional cell growth; gibberellin biosynthetic process.
CUUUCUUAUGUUUCACAAACCCUUUAGUUUUCCAACCUUCUUUUGAUUAUUAUUUUUAUAUAAAAUAAUACGUUCUUCAAAUUAAAUUUCAAUCAUGUGUUAGAAUUUAAAAUAUACCAUAUGUAAACCAUACAUUACAUACACUACAAAACCCUUUUAUCAAAUCUAUCAACAAACUAUAGCCCUUAGUAUAAACCCUAAAAAAUUGUCCUAAAAAUGACAAUUCCUUCCAUUCCUCAAAACCCUAAACAUGACUUUAUUUUCCAUCCUCAAAUGUUCCCACAUCAAUCCCACAUCCCUCCACAAUUCAUAUGGCCCGACGAAGAAAAGCCCGGCCCUCACCCGGCCGAGUUUUGCCCAACCAUGGUUGAUCUCGGGGGGUUCUUGGCCGGCAACCCUAUGGCCUCCAAGAAAGCCUCGGAAGCCAUUGGCCGAGCUUGCCAAGAACAUGGAUUCUUUGUGGUGGCUAAUCACGGUGUAGAUUGUGGUCUGGUGGCUGAGGCUCAACGAUUGAUUGAUAUUUUUUUUGAACGACCGUUGGAAGAGAAGCAAAGGGCUCAAAGGAAACUUGGCGAGCAUUGUGGCUAUGCUAGUAGUUUUGUCGGAAGAUUCUCUACCAAGUUGCCGUGGAAGGAAACAUUGUCAUUCGAAUACUCGGCCGAGGAGGGAGAUUCUCACAUUGUUGAAAACUACUUUUGCAAGAAUUUGGGCCAAGAUUUUGAACGUCUAGGGAAAGUGUACCAAGAGUAUUGCAAUGCAAUGAGCUCACUAUCAAUGGCGAUUUUGGAGCUCUUGGCAAUGGGUUUGGGUGUCGACAGAACUUAUUACAUGGAGUUCUUCAAAGAGCAUAAAUCGAUCGUGAGAUUGAACUAUUACCCGUCAUGUCAAGAACCACAACAAACUUUAGGGACGGGGCCUCAUUGCGAUCCAACAUCCUUAACCAUCCUCCACCAAGACAACAUCGGUGGCCUCCAAGUUUUUGUCAACAACGAAUGGCGCUUUAUUCGCCCCAACCACAAUACUUUUGUUGUCAACAUAGGUGACACUUUCAUGGCGCUUUCAAAUGGGAAGUACAAGAGUUGUUUGCACCGCGCCGUGGUGAACAAAGAUUGUCCGAGGAAAACCCUAGCCUUCUUCCUUUGUCCUAAGGAGGACAAGACAGUUAAGCCGCCGCCUGAGCUGGUGGAUUCCGGCAACCCGCGACUGUAUCCUGAUUUCACAUGGCCAUCCCUUCUUGAGUUCACUCAGAAACACUAUAGAGCUGAUAUGAACACUCUCCACACUUUCUCCCAAUGGUUGUUGCACCGGACAACCUAAGGUCAAAUCAAAAUCGAACCUAUAUAUAUAUAUAUAUAUAUGAGCGAUUUAAUGUUGUCUUUAUCGAUAAUUAUAUAUAUGCGUGUGUUGUAAUAUUUAGUUUGUGUAAAUUUUAUCUUGAUUUGCUUAUGUAUAUAGUAAUUAAUUAGUGAGUUGUUUGUUUUUUGUUAUUUUGGUUUUGUGUUUUGAUAAAUGAUAAUGUUAAUUUGAGUU